Molecule: messenger RNA, 2220 nt
Organism: Aureobasidium namibiae CBS 147.97
Lineage: Eukaryota; Fungi; Ascomycota; Dothideomycetes; Dothideales; Saccotheciaceae
Exons: 2
Coding region: 1-2220 (739 amino acids)
Cellular component (GO): mitochondrion; cytoplasm
Molecular function (GO): ATP hydrolysis activity; ATP binding
Source: RefSeq, a predicted model, not a curated record
AUGUCGUUGUCUUCUAUACCAAACACGGGUGUUGCCAUCACCAAUCCUCUGGUCUUGUACCGGGCCCUGCUCGCGACCAACCGUAUAACUCAAGAUCCUGCCCAACAUAGACUUGCUAUCCACCUUCAAAAACUAUAUGAGCGAUUGAAAGACUAUGAACCCACUGUCGAGUACAAGCACAGACUCGAUCAGAUAACACGCGCCGUGGGACCCUCAGUAAACACAAAUGUAGAUCCAGAUCCGACGAAACGAGGUGUCUGGCAAAACCUCAUUGCCCAAAGAGAGAAGCGAGACAGCCUGGCUCUGACAAAAGUCCUCACCAGCCAUGAAGCCGCCAUGAAUCUCGAUUCGCCUCGAGGCCUCAUGCUUCAUGGUGAAGUAGGCACUGGCAAGAGUAUGCUAAUCGAUCUUUUCGCUGACUGCCUGCCAAAUCGGAAGAAGGCUCGUUGGCACUUCAACACCUUUAUGCUAGAUACUUUUGCCAAACUUGAGCAGCUGAGGAGAAGCCGCUUGUCUAGAUCACCUCAAGCCGCUGGUGCUGAUGUGGAAGAGCAUUCGUUGCUCUGGCUCGCUCGUGAUAUGAUCAACAACUCGCCCAUCCUUUUCCUCGACGAAUUCCAACUACCGGAUAGAGCUGCCUCGAAGAUCAUGACCAACUUGAUGACCUCCUUCUUCCAACUCGGCGGUGUGCUUAUAGCAACGAGCAACCGCAUGCCUGAGGAAUUGCACAAAGCCGCUGGUAUGGCAUUUCCACCACCUUCGCGCUUGCAAAGCAUAACCCAAAAACUGGGCUUGGGAAAGGCUGCCAAAGGCAAGAGUGAAAACAUGUUUGCUGGCCAAGGUGAAUUUGCUGGCUUCCUCGAGGUUCUCAAGGCUCGCUGCGAGAUUUGGGAGAUGAGCAGCGGCAAAGACUAUCGCAGAUAUGAAGCCAGCUCGCAAGCACCUCCUCCUAUUGCCGAAGAAGACCGAUUUGAAGAUGUCACAGACCUGGAAGCAUUUGAGAGCGACUCUGCCAUCUCUGCUACUCCGCAAGAGGCUGCAAAGGAAACUUCAGAAACACCAGUCGAGACCACACGAGCACCUACCUACUUCCUGAUCAAACCCGAACCCACGGCAUCAGAAGAAGAACAAGCAACCUUCGCCACCAACCUCGCACAAGUCGAACAAACACUCCUCGGCACCUCUUCCUCAUCCAUAAACUGGCAACCCUCCAGCCUCCGCGUCUACGGCCGCACCAUCCCCGUCCCUCGCUCCCACGCCGGCAUUUCCUCCUGGACGUUCGCUGAACUCUGUGCUUCGGCUCUCGGUCCCGCAGACUACAUCACCCUCGCCUCAACCUACCACACCAUAAUUCUCUCUUCGGUGCCCAUCCUCUCUCUACUUCAGAAAAACGAAGCCAGGCGCUUUAUAACGCUUCUGGACGCCCUCUACGAGGCUCGCUGUAAAUUACUCAUCACACACGCCCACGCCGGCCCUGAUGAAAUCUUUUUCCCCGAAAAGGCCGCAGGAGCGGAAGCACAGCAAGAUGCAGUCUACGCCGAAACAUUCGCAGAAGCAUAUCAAGACGCCACUGCUCCCUUCCGCCCCAACAUUCUCUCUUCCAACCCCGAUUACUCGGAGCCUUCUUCGCAACCAGACUACACCCACUCACGCUUUUCGCCACUGCUUGCCGCAGACUCCCUCGAAGAUGAUCCACCCAAUCGCAUCAGACGCAUUUCAGAACGUGAACGCGGACCCGUAGACCCAGACGACGAUUUGAGAAUGCGAGGAUUGCGCCAAGGCAACAGCGGUCCCGAUUUCAGCAAUGUGCGAUCUUUCACCGGCGAAGACGAACGCUUUGCCUAUCGCCGCGCUCAAUCCCGUCUCUGGGAAAUGUGUGGUAGGAAGUGGUGGUUGCGCGACGAGGAAAACUGGCAUAGACCUCUUGCUGCUUCCAUACGCACUUGGGAGGUUUCUGCACCUUCUGUUGCCCUCCCUUCCUCUGAGCCUUCGCAUGCAGAAGCGGGUAAUGAUGCAGUAAUGGGCGAUUCGAGAAAUGUGGAUGAGGUUAACGAUGAAGUCAUGUUUAGACAUGGAGCGAGUCCGUUUAGACGGUCUGAAGAGCCGCCGCCUAAAUUUUCUUGGACGCACAUUUGGGGCACUAUGAAGUGGGGCAAGAAGGCUGGAGCUUGGGGCCAGGGUGUUGAGGGCUUGAAGGAUAGGAAGAAGGAGAGCAAGUAG